Eremomyces bilateralis CBS 781.70 is the source of this 848-nucleotide messenger RNA. RefSeq lists its product as uncharacterized. NCBI's taxonomy places the organism in Eukaryota, Fungi, Ascomycota, Dothideomycetes, Eremomycetales, Eremomycetaceae. Gene Ontology annotation, molecular function: protein binding. The record is from RefSeq and is a predicted model, not a curated record. The coding region runs from base 114 to 767 and encodes 217 amino acids. The transcript has a single exon.
CCCUCUCGUGCCUCGAACCAUCCUCUCCAUCUGUUUGAACUCUCAAGCUAACAAUCCGGUACUCACUGUUGAUCCAAUCUGACUCCAAGUGACUAACAACAGGUUAAGGCAGAAUGUCACCUCCAGAGUUCUACCCCCCUCAUCCUGCCCGAGCAACACGUAAUUGGACUCCUCGCGAUGAAUUCGAGCUGAAGCUCAAGAAAGACCAGAAAAUAUUCAUCUUAACAGAGGAAGGCCCGUGGUGGUACACUGCCCGGACCGCUGACGGUAAGGAAGGCUACGUGUCGCCUCACAUCGUCUCUCUCGAUAAGAACCAUCGAGGAUCCGAAAUCCAAGGCUCCAGUGAACCACCAAGGUACACCAAAGGCUCCAUGUUCGAGAAAUGGGUGGGCAAAGCCGAGAAAGCUUUCAACGCACCCAUGAGCUCGCUCGACGAGUUUCCGACGCUCCCGAAGGAGAUCAUUCAGAAACAUUCGCAGAAGGGGUGUCAGAUCGUUGCUUGUCGCGUGCUCAAAUACGGCCUGGCAGAACGGCCGGGAACCGAGGCGGUGGAAGGGGUGGCUAUCCGGGCCUGCCAGCACGAUAUCAUCGCGCUCCUGAACAGCGGGGGAGAUGAUGCUUGGGGAUGGGGCGUCGAGAAUCAUAAGAAGUUUCAUCCGGAUUGGUUUGGGAGGCGCUGCAAGGAGUCGUUCAAGGAGAAGGGGUCGGAGAUGGCCUCGGAGUUAUUUGUGCUCAUGGGUCAGGUCUGUGAUGAUCGAUUCGGAUGAGCGCGCGAAGUGGAUGACGGAAAAGACGUGGCAAUGCAAAGGGGGUGAUGCGGCUUAAAGCAAUAGGACUCUAUGGAAACA